Molecule: messenger RNA, 998 nt
Organism: Lecanosticta acicola
Lineage: Eukaryota; Fungi; Ascomycota; Dothideomycetes; Mycosphaerellales; Mycosphaerellaceae
Source: the annotation of a GenBank genome assembly
AUGGCAGACGUAGCGACGACCACGGGCGCAGAUGGCCCCGAAGGAGAAACGCCAACACAGCGACAGGCGCGUCUGCGCCGCGAAAAGCGGCAGAAGAAGAUGGCCGAGCAGGGAGAAGACCGGCUCAAUAAGAUCAAGGCGCUGAAUGGAGGUGUUGCGCCCCCGGACGAGGUACUUGGUGGACGUACGUUCUUUGUCAUGGAACAAGCAAGACUGGUGAAGAGUGUUCUAACGGAUGCAUAGCUGGCACACAGGGACCCCAGGCCGCAUCGGUGGCAGACGAUCCAGAUGAAGUCGAUAUCAGCCAGUACAGCAACUUCUCCACGAAUGCCAGUGACAGGUCGGCGCAAGCGCAAGGAGAUCCACUCGCGGCUGCAAUGAUGCAGAUGGAGCAAGAGCAGCGACAAGCUGGCGGUCAGGGACAGCGAGAGGGACAGGAAGACCCCAUGGUGAAGAUGAUGCAGCAAAUGAUGGGGGCCAUGGGCGGCGAUCCAAACGAUCCGAAUGCGAAAGCUCCGGACGUACCACCUUGGAUGGCCUCUAUGCUCAGCGGCGGAGGUCAGAAGUCGGAACAGCCGCGAGCUCCUACGACAGGAGCGGCCUAUCUUUGGCGCAUCGUACAUGCCAUCUUCGCUUUUGGCCUGGCUUUCUACAUCUGUUUGACAUCGACGUUCAAUGGCAGCAAGCUGGCGCGCAGUCAGAGCGUGUACACGGAAGAGGCAGGCUAUGGACUAGGACCCAGACUGUUCCUCAUAUUCACAUCGGCCGAGCUUCUAUUGCAGAGCACGCGGUACUUCAUGGAGAAAGGACAGCUUCAGGGCGCGGGCAUGUUCGCAAUGGUCGCAAACAGCGGCUUCGUGCCGGAGCCAUACGCAAACUACAUUCGCGUCGGAGGCAGGUACAUCGCCAUAGCGCAGACGAUCUUCACGGAUGUGAUGGUCAUCGUGUUCGUGCUGGGGUGCAUGGCGUGGUGGAACGGAGUAGCCACGAUGGCCUAG